UCCUCUGUUUCAGUUAAUCGGGCCAUUAUUUCUCCGUGCUUCUUGAAACUUGAAUCGAACCCAUGUCUCCUCCUCUCGCCCUCGUUCGCUGGAGGCAAAAAGAGGGACGAAUGGGGCGGCGUUACCCUUCUCCCCGUCGUAUCGACGUCGUCGUCGUCCUCCUCCUUAUUGGGCUGGAGGCCCUCGCCGUGGCGGAUGCGUCCGAUGGCGGACUAGGAGGAGUCGGUAUCGGAGAAGAAGGGGGAGGGGAGCGGCUGUCCAACAAGAAACUGUCGGGGAUCAUCAUCCCCGGCUACGCGUCGACGCAGCUGCGGGCGUGGUCGAUCCUCGACUGCCCCUACUCUCCCCUCGACUUCAAUCCCCUCGACCUCGUCUGGCUCGACUCCACCAGAGUUCUUUCUGCCGUGAACUGUUGGCUCAAAUGCAUGUUGCUGGACCCCCACAACCAGACGGAUCAUGCCGAGUGCAAAUCAAGGCCAGAUAGCGGUUUGUCUGCUAUUACAGAACUGGAUCCUGGUUAUAUCACAGGUCCUCUUUCUUCUGUAUGGAAAGAAUGGAUAACAUGGUGCAUCGAAUUUGGCAUUGAGGCUGAUGCAAUACUUGCUGUUCCAUAUGAUUGGAGGCUAUCAGCGUCAAUGCUUCAGGAGCGAGACCUAUACUUUCACAAACUGAAGUUAACUUUUGAGACAGCACUCAAACUUCGUGGGGGUCCAUCAAUAGUUUUUGCUCAUUCUAUGGGAAAUAAUGUUUUCCGGUAUUUUUUAGAGUGGUUAAAGCUUGAAAUUGCACCAAAACAUUACAUUCAGUGGCUAGAUGACCAUAUACAUGCCUAUUUUUCAGUGGGAUCUCCGCUUCUUGGUGCUACUGAAUCAAUUAAAGCCUCUCUAUUUGGAGUGACAUUUGGACUUCCACUUGCUGAGGGAACUGCAAGGUUGAUGUUUAAUUCAUUCGGUUCUUCUUUAUGGCUGAGCCCAUUCUCAAAGUACUGUAAAGCAGAUAAUAUAUAUUGGAAACAUUAUUAUGAGGGAAGAAGACGUCACCAUCACACACAUCACUGUGAUGAAAUGGAGUUUAAAUCAAAGUACUCUGGAUGGCCUACAGAUAUUAUUAAUAUCGAACUUCCUUCUGUUCAUGGUUUUGAAGCAUAUCCAUCAUUCUCAGAAGUCAAUCAGGACAUUAAUUCCCACCAGGAGUGUGGAAGGCCUGUUCAGAUGUCUUUUAAUGCAAGAGAAGUGUCAGAUGGCACCUUCUUCAAAGCAAUAGAAGACUAUAACCCAGAGACCAAAAUACUCCUAUAUCAGCUCCAGAAUUUCUACCAGGAUGAUCCGGUGCUGAAUCCUCUCACACCUUGGGAUAGGCCACCUCUGAGGAACAUAUUCUGCAUAUAUGGAACUGAUUUGAAGACUGAGGUUGGAUACUAUUUUGCCCCAAGUGGCAAACCAUAUCCUGAUAACUGGAUUAUUACUGAUGUGAUUUAUGAAUUUGAAGGAACCCUGCUUUCAAGAUCUGGUAAUUCAGUUAGUGGGAAUCCUGGAGCUAUGAGCGGUGAUGGAACUGUGCCCUACAAUUCCCUUGCAUGGUGCAAAACAUGGCUUGGCUCCAAAGUAAAUAUUACCAGAGCUCCACAAUCAGAACAUGAUGGAUCUGAUGUACAAAUAGAGAUCAAUGUAGAGCACCAUCAGGGCAAAGAUAUACUUCCAAACAUAACUAGGACUUCUCGUUCUAAGUAUAUAACUUACUAUGAAGAUUCUGAAAGUAUUCCAGGAAGGAGGACAGCAGUUUGGGAAGUGGAAAAAGUGUAUCAUAGGAACAUAGUUAGAUCUUCUGUUGUAAUGCGUGAGCUGUGGCUUCAAAUGUGGCAUGAUAUACAUCCAGAUGCAAAAUCAAAGUUUGUAUCAAAAGCCAGACGAGGUCCACUUAGAGAUGUGGAUUGCUAUUGGGAUUAUGGAAAAGCUCGAUGUGCUUGGCCAGAGUAUUGUGAAUAUAGGUAUAUGUUUGGGGAUGUUCACCUCGGACAGAGCUGCAGAUUGAAAAUUUACUCUGAAGACCUCCUCUCACUCUACUUAUAGUGGCAGAUGCAUGUAAGCUUAGAAGACUCCAUGAGGUGGUUGAUCAUUUGUUUUGCACAACAGCAAAAUACAGAGACUUCAAAUUUUUUUACUAAUAAUUUCAUAUCAUAAAGUGGGGUAAGAAAGGUGGGUCUCCAACUCGGUGGGUAGGUCUUUCAUGGCAUAUGUGAUCAAAAUUAUAUUUUGAUCUGCUAAAUUUUUGUUGCUUCAUUUCAACAUUAAGAAUUGAUUUAGUGCUGCCUGUACCAUCAGCAUCACUAGAAAAUAGCUGUAUGCAUGUAUCAUAAGGAAGCACAUGCUCAUGAACUUGAGAUGAGUACAAGUAACGAAUUGAUAUUGUUCGGAGUACAUUGUAAACUAGUUGUCGGUGUACCAUCUGAUAUUGUAGUUUUACGACAGUAUGUUUGUUUAAAAGUGAUGUUGAAACUUUUCCAUGAGCAAUGGUUUGCAACUAUGUUGUCAAUGGUACCAUAUCUCUAACUAGUCAAUAUUAUUGGGGGUACGAAAUGUCCAAUCUACUGGAGCGGACCAUGUUCCCAUGUCUGUUGGCUGGUGGACUACCACCCGAUUUCCCAUGUCUGUUGGUUGGUGGACUACCACCCGAUAGGCAGACUGAACCUGUCUUAAAUCUGUUUCAAGUUCCUGAACAUGAAGCGCUGCUUUCUUUACAUUAUGCACGCGCAUCUAAUCCGCAGACGUGGCUGCGAAUGGUGCGCUGCUGGCUGGGGAAAUCGAGCGGACAAAGUAUGCCGCCGGUAUGCACCAGCGAUCUAAACUCCAGCAAGAAAAAAAGAAGAAAAAUCGUGCGACAGCAUUCGUAAUCGAAGAAAGUCUCUCCGUUUUGCUUCUGCUGCACAUUCUAUGAUGAUGGUUUUUUGGUAAUGUAGAAAAACUCAUGCGCGUUUGGGACCGAAACGAGGAAAUGCGACGCUGGUUCGUCAAUGGAACGCAUUUUUCUCGGUCAUAGAAAACCGUCGGCUUCUUGCCGGUUCUUUGGAGCAGGGCAAAGUGAGUCAGCGCCGAGCUGGCUACGCCAACGGGCUCUGGUGAUCUAGCGUGACUGGGCCUGGACACUCACCAUGAGAAGGGAUAUGGGCCGGGUUCGCGAAGAGAGAAUUUUCUCGGCGCAAAGUCUAGACAUGAUGGACGGCAAACCAAUGCCCACCUUAUCUCCAUAUUUUGUUCAUCUAUCCGCACCCUAUCUUUGCCUCCCUUUUCCUUUCUGCUUUCCUCGCACGCCUCCGCCACUCACAUAAGACCAACAAAGCGACGGAAAAGAAAUCGAGGGUGCAAAGAAUGGCGGCGACAUUGCCUGGACACUUGGCGGUUUGCUUCGGAAGGACUUAUUCUUCUCUUCCCCCUCCGUCUUCUGCGGCCAAGCUUAGGGUUUCCAUGACCGUCUCCGGGAUUGCGUCUUCUGUGUCGAGGCCGACUUCGAUGCGAGCAUUACGCUUCGGGAGGUCCCAGUUGGUCGGCUCCCCCAUUGUCACCCCCGCCGUCGUCACUUCCCAACCCUCUCUCCCUCUUCCUACGGCUCGGGUUCACCCCGUUGUUGCCCGCCGGGUGUGCCCGUUCACUGGGAAGAAGGCAAACAGGGCUAAUAAAGUCUCGUUCUCGAACCACAAGACGAAGAAGUUGCAGUUUGUUAACUUACAGUACAAGAGGGUCUGGUGGGAAGCUGGAAAGCGAUACGUGAAGCUGCGGUUGUCCACCAAGGCGCUGAAGACCAUCGAGAAGAAUGGCUUGGAUGCUGUUGCUAAGAAAGCUGGAAUCGAUCUCCGAAAAGAAUGAAAGACCAUGUAAUUGUGUUUCCAUCAUCUUUAACUUCAAUUCUCUUGCUCGCAAGGCAUCUAUAUAUCAAAGGAUAAUCUCGCUCUCAGGCCAGUUGCAUUUCA
Molecule: messenger RNA, 3964 nt
Organism: Musa acuminata AAA Group (dessert banana)
Lineage: Eukaryota; Viridiplantae; Streptophyta; Magnoliopsida; Zingiberales; Musaceae
Product: phospholipid--sterol O-acyltransferase-like
Exons: 17
Coding region: 63-2069 (668 amino acids)
Biological process (GO): lipid metabolic process
Source: RefSeq, a predicted model, not a curated record